AAAAAAAAAGUAAUAAAAAUCACUUUCAGCCCUGAGCUCCACUACUCUCCCAAGUCUGUCAUGUAACAGACUUUUUUUCAUCAGAGAAAGCAGCGUUUCAACAAAAACUCACAACGGAGGACAGCACAGGUAACUUUUCUGCAGUAUGCAGACUGAGUUCUCUCUUUUGUAACUGGAUGCAAUCUAAUAAUUCUUCACAACUGUAGCAAAGAGGUUGUUCAAGUUUCACAAGUCUAAAUCAUGCUGGGAAAGAAGCUGGUGACUGCACAGAAGCGAGGGGAGACGAGAGCCCUCUGCCUGGGACUGGGAAUGGUUGCAUGCUCCAUGAUGAUGUACUUUUUUAUUGGGAUCACCAUUGUGCCAUUUUACACUAAGAGUGUUUGGACAACAGAAAGUGUGUGCAAGGUACUCAAAGCCAACAUCAAGGACAAAGUUUUCUGCCCAAACAGUGAAGGCUCAGAGGAUGAGGAAAUCUUUCCUUAUCCCUGUCUACAGGUGUGGGUUAAUCUAACAGCCUCAGGACAGGAGGUUAUGCUCUACCAGACUGAAGAUACACUGGAAAGAAAUCCUAAGUGCUCAUACGUCCCAGAUAACUUGGAGAACUCUAAAGAAGUUAAAGCACGAAUAGAAACAAUUGCAAGCAAUUUCAAAAAAUACCAGACUUUCCCGUGUUACUAUGACCCAGGAGGAACACAGACCAACGUCAUUUUAAGCAGACUUUAUCCCUCAAAAGGCCUCCUCUUUGCUUUCCUCUGGCCUACACUCAUGUUUACUGGUGGAUGUCUGAUUGUUGUUCUGGUAAAAAUUAGUCAGUAUGUUUCUGUUCUUUCUGCUUGGCAGUAAAAAAUACGUAUCUAGCAUAGACUACUGUGAUUGUUGGAAGAUAAUAAGAUGCCUUUGUUCUGCCUGUCUUAUUGGCAUUUUGUGACUCUUAAUAUGCCAGGUGUCGAUUCAAAUGCAUGCAUUAAAAAAAUUGAAUAGCAACCACUACAGAUGCCAAUCCAUUACAUAAGGACAAAAUAUAAAACUGAUUCCCAGGAAUGCCUGAACACAACUCAUAAACACACAGACUUAGUUACUCGCCAUUGUUUCCUUGGGCUAUAAGAGAUACAGCUGCUUUACAAAGCUACAAUUCACAUUUACUACUAAACUCUUCUUA
Molecule: messenger RNA, 1159 nt
Organism: Sturnus vulgaris (Common starling)
Lineage: Eukaryota; Metazoa; Chordata; Aves; Passeriformes; Sturnidae
Source: RefSeq, a predicted model, not a curated record